CAAACAGGUGACCUGUCUUCUCUCUGUGCGAGGCCGUGGGUCAUGCAGUGUUAUAACGUGUUCUGGUGAAUAAACAGGAGUGUGCUGGAGAUGAGUUUCACUCUCCGCCUCCUGGUUUCCUGCGGCGACUGCUAUCAUGGACGCCUUCUGCUCAUCUGGUCUCAGUCGGUCCGAUCGCUGAGCUCUGGUCCUCGAAUCAGCCGCAGCCUGCGGGAGAGCUACCGGCUUCUGCAACUGCCUGACGAGGGCAGCAGCAGUCCUGUGCAGGUGAAAGAGGCCUACCUGCGUCUCGCCAAGCUCUAUCACCUUGACUCAGGGGUGCCAACUGCAGACGCGGUGCUGUUUGCUCGGGUCGAGGAGGCGUACCGUGCCGUGCUGGCGCAUCAGAGCAAAGUCAAGCAGCUGAGCGGAGAGAAGGAAGCUGAAGCUGAAGAUGAGGAUAAGUCCAGAGGUGCAGCACUCCAGCACAGACACUACCUCAGCUACGAGGGCGUGGGCACAGGCACGCCCAGCCAGCGUGAGCGUCAGUACCGUCAGAUUCGUGUCGACCGGGCAUCCGAGCAGGUUUUAAACUACCGACAGCAGGAGCACGAGAGGGCGGCGGCGGGCGAGGGGGCGCUGGUGGAACGAGACAUGCGCCAGCGUAGCCACAAAAUCAAGAUCACCCAGGCAGUGGAGCGGCUCGUGGAGGAUCUGAUUCAGGAGUCGAUGGCCCGCGGAGACUUCAGGAACCUGAGCGGCGCCGGAAAACCCCUCAACAAGUUUGAGCACAAUCCCUACGCCGACCCCAUGACCCACAACCUGAACCGCAUCCUCGUAGACAACGGUUACCAGCCCCCUUGGGUUGUCACGCAGCGCGACAUCAGAGAGGCCACCGCUCAGAUCCGAAACAGGCUGCUGGACGGGCAGGCCCGGCUCAGUGACCCCGUGACUCCCAGAGAAAGCCGGGAGUGGGAGGAGCUGUGUGCGUCAGUGGAGGAGGAGCUAGUCAAACUGAACAAGCUGGUAGACAAUUAUAACCUGAUCGUGCCGAUGCUCAGCAUGCAGAUGGUUCACUUCAGUUUGUCCCGAGAGAUCGAGUGUGCCGUGAAAGGAGCUCGCCAACGCCGACUGCAGCAGCAAACGGAGAGAGAGAGGGAGCGCGAGAGGAGGAAGGAGGAGAAGAAACGAGCCAACGCCGCAGCGAUGACGAAGAACAGAAAACACGGACUCGUGUCGUGGAUGCAGAAUUUGCUCCGAUAAAAAAACAACA
Molecule: messenger RNA, 1252 nt
Organism: Maylandia zebra (zebra mbuna)
Lineage: Eukaryota; Metazoa; Chordata; Actinopteri; Cichliformes; Cichlidae
Source: RefSeq, a predicted model, not a curated record